GACUGGAGAAAUGGCGGGUGUUUGCAGCGAUACAAUGGAUGAUUUGGAGGAUGGAGAGAUUUCUGGAUCAAACUCUGAUUCAGAAAUGGGAUCCACAGUUGAUGUUAAACCCCAGAUGCCUGCAGCAGCUCCUACUUUCAGUGGCCAGUCUUUCCAGAGCAGGGCCCUUCCACAGACAGCCCCGUCAGCCACAAGCUACCGCAGCACCAUGAGAACCGCAGACUCCAGCGAAAGCGAACCAGACUCUGAUGAGGACGCAGCGGUGUGGAGGCGGAAGCGGCAGAAGUGCUCCAACGCUCCCCAACCUGCGCCGGUCCCCACUCCCCGCUUCGUAGCCCCCCAGGCUAACCCGGGUGCACCAGGCGGCCGCAAAGUCAACAACAUCUGGGGCUCUGUGGUUCAGGAGCAGACCCAGCAGGCAGUGGAAGCUGAGCUGGAUUUCCUUGGUGUGGAUGGUGCCAUUAGCAUGGCCAGCAGGCAGGUGGAGACCUACAACUACGUCCUGGCCCGCAAGCUCAUGGAGAAGGAGAGGGAGGAACAGGAGCCGGGCGAGGUAGCCAUGUUGGACACUCAGCUGGAUGAGUACAUGAAGCGCGGCGGGCCGGCCGCCGAAGAGAAUGGAGGCGGCCAUUUUAAGAGGAAGCGAUCGGCCAAAGAGAGGCUGGGCCCCAGGGCUGAGAUGGACAUCAAGGGCCGGUAUGAGAUCACAGAGGAAGACCCAGACGACAGGGUGAUUGAAGAGAUAGCCCACAGGCUACAAGAGCCCAAAAAGGAAUUGAUUGAGCGAGUAGUGAGAGUCAUUGGGAAGAAGAAAGCAAUUGAACUGCUUGGAGAGACUGCCACACUUGAGGAGACUGGUGGUGUGUACACUAUGGAUGGCAGCAGGCGACGGACUCCUGGAGGGGUGUAUCUCAACUUGCUGAAGAACACUCCCAGUAUCACUAGUGAGCACCUCAAGGAAAUAUUUUACAACGAAAUCCAGAAGGACUACAAGGGCAAGAAGUCAGCGCAGAAGCGAAGGCGACACGUUGUCGCCAAGAAGAUGAAGCAGGCCAUCAACACGCUGAACCUGCAGGAACACGACGAUGUCUCCAGAGAAACGUUCGCCAGCGACACCAACGAGGCCUUGGAGUCUCUAGAGGUGGUUGCCGAAGAGGAGGGCCAACAGGAACCGGAGCCAGAGCCAGAACCUGCCAUGGGCACUGAGGACACACCCGUAGUCUACAACGCUGCUGACCUGGAGGUCUUUUGAUUCAAAAUGACAGCCCAGUGUCUGAACUUGUGCACUUCCCAAUGAGGACGUCCCACAAGGUUGUGGCAUCCACUGUGACAGAAGGACGCUGCUCAGACACAAAAUGGUGAAUGCACUGUAAAUUACUGUCCACGACAGCGCUAUGUAAUACUAGACCUUCAUCCUCAUGUUAGUCUAACAAAUUAAGUUUUCCUCUUUAUCUGUCAGUUGAAGACCAAAGUUUGCAUCAGGAUUUGUUCGCGUUAGCAAUGUGCUUACAGAGCAGCUAGUUACUAACCACAUAUACCACCUGACUGCUAAUUUCAACAACAGAAAAUGUUUUUCUCCAUAAAUGGAUACCAACCCCUCAUAUUUGCGUCCUGGAAAGCAUAAGAUUUAGUUUGGCUUCUUUACUAAUGCUCUGUUUGUCCACAAUAAAGAUGUAAGGUGAAAAUA
Molecule: messenger RNA, 1687 nt
Organism: Coregonus clupeaformis (lake whitefish)
Lineage: Eukaryota; Metazoa; Chordata; Actinopteri; Salmoniformes; Salmonidae
Gene: phax
Product: phosphorylated adaptor for RNA export
Exons: 5
Coding region: 11-1252 (413 amino acids)
Biological process (GO): snRNA export from nucleus
Cellular component (GO): nucleus
Source: RefSeq, a predicted model, not a curated record